GCACGGCUUCUGCCCCGCUGAUGAAAGCAGACGUCAGACUGGCCCAUGAAUAUUGAUGCGGAGGGAGUCUGCUUCAUAGACGGAACAGAAGGAAGCAAGAUGGCUGCUCUUUAGGAUUUGUUUAAGAGGAGAUCUAGACGGUUUGUUGGGAUUCUUCAAGCUGGAAGGACGCAGAGCAAGGACGCAAAGAGGGCAGCCUUGUGAAUGGACCCAGAGCAGACCAGAUGGAAACAGAAAAGACCAGCCAUGAGACGGAAAAAAGUCUGAUACUUUCACAAAUCAGUGGCACGCAGCAGACAGACCCCGUUCUCACCAAGCACCAGAAUGGAGAUCAGUCUCAGCGGUUCAAUGGGGACACUAACUGGAGCCAUUUCAAUCCAAGCAGAGUAGUCUACCCAAUGAAACGUCAACAUGAGAAUUGUUCUGGACCUGAUAGUAUACCGGGGAUAUUUGAUCAAAGCAUGUAUGAGAUGAAUGGACAGAUGAAACAUGAUCUUAAUGAACAGACAUUUUUAGAUUUUCACCAGCCUAAAAAAUUCUGCACUGAUUCAGAGGUGAAUGGAAAUGAGGACGUGAGGCUUUGGGAUAAAAGAGAUGCAGGAAUAGAGAACCGAUUGGAUGGAUUCCCCAAGCACAAUAAGCCAGGGGAUUUUGAAAUAAAACAUAAAAGAAACUGUAACUUUCCCAAUGGGGAUUUAUUCUCACUGUCAAGGAACAAGCAUGUUCCAAUGCCCAAUGGUGCUACAACAAACCCACCCUCUGUAAAAGGUACAACUGGUGACCUCUUAGAGAAAACUUUAUCUCAGUAUUACCCAGAACAUGUGUCCAUUGCACCUCAAACCAACUCAUCUCAAGAAGAUCAGGCCACCAGCAACCUGCCUGAGCAGGAAACUCCUUCACCUUCAUUUACCUCAGGUUUUCCUAUUUCCCCCCAAACAUCCACCUCCGAGCCACUUGCCAAGGCACCCCCUGAAGAACAAGGCAGCAAUGGCUACAACCCAGAAUUUAGAGUAAAUGGAUACCCCAGUUUUGUAGCCAAGCAAAAGGAGCCUGCAUAUCCUCUCUCUGACCUCCCAGAUAUGGGAACACAAUCUCCGGAGUCCACUGUGCAAUCACAGACAGGCAUUAAUGGUAGCUCGCAGAUUCAAAAAGAUAGUGUAGGCUUUCCGACUGACUCUGAGCGUUUAAGAAAGUCCAGCCAAGAUUUUAGUCUUGAAUCUUAUAUAUCGACCCCAAGAGCACCCUCACAAAACACUCAGACAGGUCAGCAGAACCUACAGAUUAAGGUACUACAGAAACAACCAGUUGAUGAAAACCUCCAUGACUUGAUGAAAACCUCCAUGCCUCAGCAACAGAUUGAGCCUAAACCCGGUCAGGAUAAGACAACAUCAAAGAGCACAGAUCGCUCAUCCCAGAUGGAAUGGAUAGAUUUAAACUCCGCUUCAGCACCUCAGCCGCCUACUGACAACCCCCAGAUGUGGGGUUUCUUCCUUCCACGGGCACAGAUGCAGCAGCAUACAGUCACACAGAGCCAAAAUCACUGUAUAAAUCCUCAGUCACUGUCCUCAAACAACUUUUACUCUCAAAAUUUCAGUAAUCGCACUUGUCCCUCGUAUGAAAAUAAAGCAAAAGACAGUUACAAAAACUCCCUACCUCCUACACAGUUCCCCCACAACUCUGGCCAAGAAUGUCAACAGAACAAUUCUGGUAUGCAUAGUUACAUGCAAUUUAACCAACACAUCUCCCAUCAAUUAUGCAAAAAUGAUCAAGACCCGAUUCAAUCCCCGAGCUUCCUCUCUCAGACUCACCAGCAGGCCACCAGCACAUUUCCCCUUCAGCUUCCUCAGGACAGGCGAAAUAUGCAAGCAGCUCCACAAUCACAAGAUGUUUCCAACAGCCAGGUAGAUGCACCACUCUUGAAAAGGCUUAAAACAGAGGGUUGCCCUGAUUCACAAUCCCAAAAGUUAUCUCUAGAUAUAGAAACACCAGCACAAACACUGUCUAGUCCAGUUAUAAGAGAAAACUCUACAUUUCCAGACUCAUCUAAAUCAAAUGUACAAUCCCUUUCUAAAGAAGCAGAAGCUCUAACCGAAAGGACACUUGAGCAGAACAUACAGUACUCUCAGAACACCAGUAAACAGCAACCUCUUCAGCACAGGGUACGCAACCAUUUGGAAGUCCCACAGUCUCCGAUUUCUCAAUCACAACUGUCACAAGUUUCAAAUAGUCUUCAGAUACCUGAUCAAACAUUUACCAAAGCUGAAUUCCAAGAACCGGAAUUCCAGAGGGAGUCUCUCCCAAGCCAAGGUGCUCAAGGAGAUUUUCACGCACUCUUGCGAAUGCACCUUCUGCAGAGGCAGGAGCAGCAAAACCCCAACUACAUCCGGCCAAUGAUGCAGGCCAUAAAAAGUGAAAACUGCUCAGGGUUAGAAACCUCUGUUCAAUUCCCACCCAUAGAAGUGCAGCAGCAAGAUCAAGACAAAACCAAAGUCCUGCCAGCGGUAGUAAAGCAGGAGCAUCCUUCUCCGUCCUGUAAACAAAGCCAGCAGAGGAGUAUUCUAGCUACCAUGGAGCAGCAGUUAAAACAGUAUCAGCUUUCAACUGUGUUUGAAAGAAAGUCUUUGGUCAUAAGGUCACCCAAUAAGGUGAAGGUGGAGAUGGCUGGGGCGGUGACUGUGCUCUCAACCAGUGCUGAGGGGAAUGUCAAGGAACAGUGCAAACCACAAAACUUCACCCCAACCAAAAAGAUUGAACCUGGGUUACAAAGCUUUCUGGAGUCACCCACGAAGAUGCUUCACACACCAAUAAAAAACUUGCUCGAUACACCUUUGAAGACGCAGUACGAUAUUCCGUCUUGUCAUUGUGUUGAGCAAAUCAGUGAAAGGGAUGAAGGCCCAUAUUAUACUCACUUGGGAUCAGCACCAAAUGUUGCAGGCAUCCGCAAAAUGAUGGAGGAAAGAUCUGGACUGACUGGAAGUGCCAUUAGGAUUGAAAAGGUUGUGUAUACAGGCAAGGAAGGCAAGAGUGGGCAGGGCUGCCCCAUUGCUAAAUGGGUAAUACGGAGGGCAAAUGUAGACGAGAAAAUCCUAGUCUUGGUACGAGAGCGGACUGGUCACUCGUGUCAGGCAUCCUGUAUAGCAGUGGUCAUCCUAGUUUGGGAAGGCAUACCAAUCCACCUGGCUGACCGUCUCUACACUGAACUCAGUGACACUCUAACAAAACAUGGUGCUCUGACCAACCGAAGAUGUGCUCUAAAUGAGGAGAGAACAUGUGCAUGUCAGGGUUUUGAAUCUGAUGCCUGUGGAGCUUCUUUCUCAUUUGGUUGCUCCUGGAGCAUGUACUAUAAUGGCUGCAAAUUCGCUAGGAGUAAAAUCCCUCGAAAGUUCAAACUACUUGGGGAUGAUCCCAAGGAGGAAGAGAAACUGGAACAAAAUCUACAGGGUCUUGCAACUUUCAUUUCCCCAGUGUAUAAAAAAAUGGCACCAGAUGCUUACGCAAAUCAGGUGGAGCAUGAACAUAGAGCUCCCGAUUGCCGUCUGGGUCUAAAAGAAGGACGUCCAUUUUCUGGAGUGACAGCCUGCCUAGACUUUUGUGCCCACGCCCACAGAGACCUUCAAAACAUGCACGGUGGCAGUACAGUGGUUUGCACACUAACACGAGAGGACAAUCGUGAGAUUGGGAAAAUUCCUGAGGAUGAGCAGCUACACGUGCUUCCCUUAUACAAGCCCUCAUCCACUGAUGAGUUUGGCAGUGCUGAGGCUCAGCUGGAGAAGACCAGGACUGGUGCCAUUCAGGUGCUCAGUGCAUUUCGUAGACAGGUGCGUACAUUACCAGAGCCUGCCAAGUCUUGUCGGCAGAAGAAGCUGGAUGCCAAGAGAGCUGCAGCUAACAAACCAAACAACCCCAAUACAUCCAAUGCCAAAAUGGACAACGCUCAGCAAGCAAAGCAGAAACAGGUCCCUCAUGAGAACCCAGGCCAGAACACAACUCCAACAGGCCCAGGUAACAUGAAAACAAACCAGGACUCCGUGCAUCUCCCACACGCUCAUGCUGCCCAUCAGCCUCAGCAUCAGCACCAUCAAACACAACCUAAUCCUAAUCCCUACACUGUCCCACCAUUUCCGAAAUUCUCAACUGCAUCAGGAACCUUCUCAAACACUUCUAAACCAGCAACCCCACAUUCUCAAACCACUUCUUCUGCCGGUCCUUAUCCCUCUGCUUUACAUGCACCCAACUCUUACAUUAAUGUUUCUAACGCACCCACCCCAUAUCCCAGGUCUCUUACGCCCAACCCUCUCUACAGUGGUUACCAAUGCAAUGGAGGACUCCCCGUGGACAACUACCACCCUUACUACUCUUCCAAUCUAAAGCAUCCAAGUAUGUAUCAUCCCCAAAGAAAUUCACUGUACUCUGAGCAGCAGUACAAUGCACCUCAACAUUACGGGGUCAACUACCCACCUCAUUAUGGAGAGCCUAGCUUGCCAGCCAAUGGUUAUGACACCUGUAACAUGAAACCUGGCAUGCACUCUUUGGGACAUUACCCAGGUUAUGGUGCUAACAUGCCACCCAAUGCCUUCUCAAGGCAUCCUUCAGCCCAUCUUCAAUUGGACUCUGCAGCCAUCGGCAGAAACACCCAGUUUGAAGCUUACCCCAAACAUCACAUGUCCCAGAAUCCUCAGAUGUUUCCCCCAAACAUAAAUAACUUAAAUAUGCCAAGAAAUAAAGAUUUCGAAAUAAACAUGCAUGGAGUAAAUGGGAUCUCUCAGGUGUUUCCUCCAAUGGGUACUGAAUCCUUCAACCCCAACCAACCUCCAGAAUUGAGGCUUUCCAAUGACAAUGCCCUUAACCCUGUAGUCAAACAGGAACCGCUUACCCAGACUUCAGAGCAAAAAGAAAAGGAGGAGGUGUGGUCUGACAGCGAGCACAACUUCCUUGACCCUGAAAUUGGAGGUGUGGCAGUGGCACCUACUCACGGGUCAAUCAUUAUUGAGUGUGCGAAGCGGGAGCUCCAUGCAACUACACCUCUCAAGAAACCUGACCGCAACCAUCCCACCCGCAUCUCCUUAGUGUUUUACCAGCACAAGAACUUGAACGAGGCAAAACAUGGACUGACUCUGUGGGAAGCAAAGAUGGCAGAGAAGGCCAGAGAGAAAGAGGAGGAUGCUGAGAAGCACGGUGCUGAAAACCCGUCGAACAAGAGCAGUGGAAAGAAGGUGAAACGAGAACAUUCAGAACCUUCAGAGCCUCCAUAUAAGCAGUUCCUCCUCAUGCUCACUGAGCGGUCAAUGUCCUGUACUACCAAUUCAUAUGUGAGCACAUCUCCUUAUGCCUUUACCAAGGUAACUGGGCCUUACAAUCAUUUCCUGUGAAAACCUGCGUAGGUCCAUAGCACUCACAAACACAAGAAUAAGAGGGGCAUAAGAAAAAUCAAAUGGUGCUACAAUAUAGAGUUGCAGACCUCGGUGCCACUGGUCAGAUGAUGUGUAGUGCUUGCUCAGUCUGUGUGAGGUUAUUAACAGCUACUGUAUGGAAAGGCAGAUCAUUAGUGGGUUUUUCAUGCUCUUAAGAAGUCAAACUUGACUGUUUGGUCAAUUGGAAAUAUUUAUUUAUUAUUGAAUUACUCUCUUAUGACAACACACUGUUCUUCAUCAAUGGUGCUCACAGUCCGGCAAACCUGGACAAAUCACUGGAACGAAAUAUUCAUAUUUGGUGACUUUGGUGGCUAAUCACUUUUUAUGGUGCUAGGGAGUGUUGUAAAUGCAAAUGUGUUUUCACAUGCCUUUCUUUAACAACACACACACACAAAACACAUUGCAUGAUAUUUGAAAGUAAUACGCAGUUAUUUUGAUUGCGCAAUUAAGAAAGCAUUUAGCUUAGUGUUUUAGAAGCACUUUUUAUAAUAGUGAGGGUAUUACUUUCCACCCUCUGAUCAGAAAGACAGUUCAUUACACCUCAUCCAUUGUGAUUUCACGAUGUGGAAAACAAUAACUAUGAACUCCAUUAUUUAACAGCCUUUUAAAGAAUUUCUCUGGUGCCAUCAGAAUUUCAGAAAUCCUUUAUUCUUACUGUAUUGUGAGCAAUUGAGGGUCAACUUUGUAAAAGUAAUGUUCUGAUUCACACACAAAAAAGUGAGAUCUCAGAACACUGAAUACUGAUACUUGGAGUCAAGAACAGGUCAACAUUGGGUCCUCAUGCAUCAAGGAACAUAUAAGAGGGUUAUCUUUACAUCAGUGUCACUGUUUCAAUGGCAGCUGGCUUGACUUGCUGUGGCGGUUUUUACAUAAUGCAACUUUAGCUGUAUUAAAAUGUUGAGAUUUGUACAGUAAAUUAUUCUUUUUUUUUCCCGAAUGUAUGCUUAGAUAAUAGCUUAGUAAAGAAGAGUACUAUUUCUUUGGGUUUGAACUUAUCUUAUUUCAAAUGGUGCUACUUGACCUGCUAUACAUGUAAUGUGAGUAUCUCUAAGGGUGUUGAGAAGGCUUAUGAAUGACGUAGAAAAACCUACUUAUCAUAUACCUCAGAUCUAGUUUGGCAAUAGAAUUAUAAUACCAAGGUGUUUCUGUUUUUAUUUCUAAACACUCUGUAGCAAAUAUAACACAGACCUUAAGGCCAUCAUUGAUGAAAAGUUCAUUUCUUACUUUCUUCACAUUUGAAAGUAUUUCUUGAACUUCAAGUUUCAAUGGAAUUGCAAAAUCAGGGAUUUAUAUAUCAGAUCAUUUCUAUCACUUGUGUCCAUGGUAUCGUCUCUAAAUCAGGUCUGAGCCUUUGCAUUUUAAGUCCUUAUAAAUUACUUGUAUAUACCACAAUCAUUUCUAACUUUGUCUAAGUAAAAUAAUCUGUUUAGUUGAAGCAGAAUGCUGAUAAUCUUUGAACAUUUUAACAUGCACUGAUUUAAUUAAUAAGGGAAAGUGUCAUGUCAUACAAAACAAUGCAUUUGCUAUUUACUGAAAGGUUAGACUAAGUCAGUUAAAAUAUCAUGUGCAUUUAGUUGCAUAUGUAGAGGCUAAAUGUAUUUACGACCACUAAACAUGGGAUAGCCUCUUACACAACCCCUGUCCAAGUAAUUAAAUUAGUCAUUUGAUAAGUAAUUAACUCAUUCCACUCUGACAUAAAAUAAAGCACUUCAGUUUUCUUUUUUCAUACAAAAAAAAAAAGAUGUACAUUCAACAUAGGUAGAUUAUUGUAUGUUUUAAAUAGAUUAUGCCAUAUUGUAUAUACCAUAUGCUUGCAUUGCAGAAGUCUUUAAGUCCAUGUUAUGUACAAAGUUUAUUUUACAUGUUUGUUACCAUCACUCCAAACAUAUAAUAAUCAAUAAUUUUCCCGCUAAAAUCUUUUGUCUUGUUGGUAUUCCGGUGACCCAAGUUUUUAAUUUAUUUUUUUUGGAAUACAAGCAAAGUUUCGUUUUUGUCCUCUCUUAGAAAUCACUUUGAUGUUCUCACUAGUUAUGAAAGAGGCUUCCAAUGUCGUAGUUUAAAGUAAAUGUUAAGUUUGAGUGUACAGGAUCCAGCUUGAGUAGCAGAUUGUGUAUGAAGCCGGAGAAAGGAGUGGUUAAAACUUAGCGAUUGACGAUAAUAGCCAUACUUGAAGAUGCUUCGGAGUGUUUCUGAGUGGAGUCAACUUUACUUGAAUGACUUUCUGACUUCUACUAACAAACUGGGGUGUACAACUUUUACAUUAAGCUAGCUCUUUAUGUACUCCUGUUGGUAUUCUGCCAUUAGACACUAACGGUUUCAAUGUGCUAUUUUCUGCCCUUUUUUUAUUGCUUCCCCUUCUCCCUUAAGGUUUGUAAUGCUUAAAACUUUGAAUUAAUGAUAGCUUUGAAUACUGUAAGUAUUGUAAUGUACUGAAGAACUGUAUGCAGUUUAUUUGAAAGCUAUUUGUUAAGAUUUGUUAUCAUUCCUGAUAUUGCCGAAAUGUGGGUUUUUUAAUAAAAUGUAUAUUUAUUUCAAGCAUUUACUGUAAAUUGUGCAAUUUCUUUAAUGAAUAAACAGUUAAACAUA
Messenger RNA from Carassius auratus (goldfish), 7997 nucleotides. RefSeq names its product methylcytosine dioxygenase TET2-like. The transcript is spliced from 10 exons. Lineage: Eukaryota; Metazoa; Chordata; Actinopteri; Cypriniformes; Cyprinidae. Gene Ontology annotation, biological process: positive regulation of transcription by RNA polymerase II; chromosomal 5-methylcytosine DNA demethylation, oxidation pathway; myeloid cell differentiation. Bases 225 to 5369 code for a protein of 1714 amino acids. The record is from RefSeq and is a predicted model, not a curated record. Gene Ontology annotation, molecular function: DNA 5-methylcytosine dioxygenase activity. Gene Ontology annotation, cellular component: nucleus.